This is a messenger RNA of Zingiber officinale, 1857 nucleotides long. Its product is annotated as formin-1-like. The transcript is spliced from 3 exons. The record is from RefSeq and is a predicted model, not a curated record. Lineage: Eukaryota; Viridiplantae; Streptophyta; Magnoliopsida; Zingiberales; Zingiberaceae. Bases 1 to 1857 code for a protein of 618 amino acids.
AUGGCCUCCUCUUCCUUUCUUCCUUCUCUGGCGGCGGUAUACUAUCCUGGCUCAUCCACCUUCGAUGAAUUGGACCGAGAUGACCUACGCUACACCUACGGGGUUGAGGAUGACACGCAAGUGAUUAUCCCCACUGGGAUACAUCAGUUCUUCAAUCCCCCUAAUGGUUCUAGCACCUUCUUUAAAGAGCAAUUUGUGACGGGCCUUCGUCUUCCUAUCCACCCUUUCUUUUCCGACAUAUGCCGCUACUUUCGAAUUCCCCUGGGAGGUUCAACCCCUUCUUCUGAGCGAUAUGGAACUAAUGAGGUGUGGCCGAGUUAUCUUACAGAGGAGAGCACUCCCCCACUCGUCUUCGACUUCAAUCGGUGGGGCUUCACCGGCCAAUGCUCCGCCCCGAUCUGCUCGGCGAGGGUCUGCUGGUGUCCGACCUGCUCCCUUGGCUCACCCCUCUCGCCCACGUACUGCGCGUCCACCUCGGCCGACCACCCCUGCUCGCCCCGGGCUGCUCGUCCACCUCGACCGGCCGCCCCUGCUCGCCCCCGGGCUCCACGUACAGCUCGGCCUACUACCUCAACACCCCUCCAAUCGGUUAAUCCUCCCAGAGCCACUUAUAUCCCUGGUCUGGGCCUUGGUGGAAGAUGUAUGGGCCUUGGCGGAGGAACAAGCAACGUUUCCUUUGCCAGCCCCGUUUUCAGAGAGGCUUCUCAAGCAACUCGCAGGGCCCGCUCUACAAAUGACCGCCUGAGCCAGGAUGCCCCUUCUCCCUCUAGACACAGGGCUCGGUCACCCUCCGAUGAUUCUGAUUCGGAUGACCAGCCGCUGGCUCAGAGACGUCGGCGCCGAGCCUCUUGUCCGGUGUCCGACUCAGGCCCGUCGUCUAUCCCUUCUCCUCCCCCAACUGCAGCUGCCUCUCCUCCACCUCCCAGUGUGACACUGCCUCCAAUCCCGAGCCAUGUAAAUGAUCCCCCUAUUCCGUCCAAUAUUCACGUCGAGCCUCCGUUGGCUCAACCUUCCACCCAGCAACCUCAAGGCGGAGAAGCUGGGCCCUCAGAAUGCCCUUCAGUUACCCCACCUGCAGCACAUCCUCCGGGGCCUUCUUCAGCUCCCUCUGACUCAACUGCUGAUCCCUCAGCUCCUCCUGGCUUAGCCGUGGGUCCCUCAGAACCAUCCCCGCUUACUUAUCACUGUUACUAUACUAGUAUCCCUUCUGAGGGGAUGUUAUGGUCCCGAACAGAUGUUCUCACCAGCUCCCUCGAGAUAAAAGGUCGUCUAGCCACUUUAUGGGAGGAAAGCAUACAACACAUGGACUCCUUGCCUCCCUUGGCCCAGAUGGACAAAUUUGCAGAGUUGUAUAUCAAGGCUUAUGCAGAGUCUCUGGCAGUGAACAAUUCAUUCCAUGCUACUCAUCAUCAGAAUAAGGUGCUGCGGGACCAGGUUGCUGAACUGGAACUGCAAUUGAAUGAUCUUGCCCAAGCUAGCCAUCCUUUGCGGGCCGAGAUAAAAGAUUUGACCAAAAAGAAUACUAGUCUGGAAGUAUCCGUAGCGCUGGCUAACCGUGCACUUAAAGUUCUCCAGGAAGAACAAAGCCAAGUCAAUAUUGUGCACCAGCAGAGUAUAGAUCAACAAACUUUAGAGCAUCAACGAGAUAUGGAACAAUUGACUCAGAAGUUGCGUACUGCCGAGACUCUGGCGCAAGAACAAGACAAGAAGUUGAAAUCUCAGGAGGCUCAAUUGACCUCCCAAGCAGUAGAGCUGACCACGGCCCGGAAGGAACUGGCUCAGGCUCGGGCUACCACAGAGGGCGUAUCAACAGCUCUGGCUAUUUAUAGAGAUGGAGAGAACGAUCGCUGCCUAUAA